AUGUGUUCAUUGGUGAGCUUCAACUCUUCAGCCAAUCUUCUGUACAUGGGGUCAUCUUCGGGGAGCUCCGAAAGCAAUCUUUGGGUGUCCUCAUUCAGCGCCCUGAUAAUUUCGUCUCGCUGGUCUGGUGGGAUGGACAGGAAGGUCUCAAGGUCCCAGCUUCUCACUGUUCGCAUUGUGUUCAGGAUCAUGUUGUAGCGGAUGCGGCGGUUCUUCUGCUCCCAGAGGCGGCGGAGGCGAUCGAACUGAGCGCGCAGACGGGUCACAAAGUCGGAAAUUCUGGUGUCCGGUGGGGGGAUUCUGAAGACGACGGAUGGGACAACGCCUUGGCGGCCUGUUACAUCACGGACAGUCCAGUUGAGGCGGUCGUAGUUGUCCAGGAGGGUGACUUCGUCGCCUGGAAAAAUUGA
Bursaphelenchus xylophilus (pine wood nematode) is the source of this 410-nucleotide messenger RNA. NCBI's taxonomy places the organism in Eukaryota, Metazoa, Nematoda, Chromadorea, Rhabditida, Aphelenchoididae. The record is from the annotation of a GenBank genome assembly.